AUGGCAAGAAGGACCAGCAGAGACGACUUACCGAUAGCAGUUUCAACAACUGUGAAUGAUACCACACAUUGUAUCAUUCCGGCUCACACUGACGGACACCUUCAUGAGUUGAAACAAGAGUUAAUAAAACUCGAAAAGCAAUUGGAAGAGGAAAAGAAACUUGCAGAAGCGUUGGAGAAGGCGGAAAAGGAGGAGUCAAGAAAGGAUCAGUGGUGGAGAAAGCCCAUUGAAGAGCUUGACAUGAAGCAGCUUAUGAGAUUUGCUAAGAUGUUAGAAGGUCUCAAGAAAGAUAUUCAUAAGGAAAUAAAUUCACGAUCUAUGGAUCUUAACAACAUUAAUAGUCGCAGUGAUGCUGCCGAGAAUGUCAAUCCAUUUGGUGGGAGGAAAAAGGCUGCAAUGUUUCAGUUUAUACUUGAUGCAUUGGAAGUGAAGUUAUCGAAUUGGAAAAAUAAAUUCCUUAGCCAAGGUGGGAGGCUUGUGCUAAUUAAACAUGUGUUGUCAGCCAUCCCAAUACAUGUUUUUGCGGCCAUUGAGCCUCCAAAAUCAUCUUUGAAUGCCAUUGCUCACCGCUGCCAACGUUUCCUUUGGGAAGGAGUGGAAGGAAAUAUUAGUUUAUGGGACAUCCAGGAUACGGAUCCUCCAAUGUCAAAUCUUACAAUCCGGCAUUUUUUCUCAAUGAAGAAUUUCUUCUUACAGACGUUUCGGGGUUGUUUGGAGGCUAGGGCUUUUCAUGCCUUGGAGGAAAUGGAUUUAUCCUUCACUGAGGGAGAAGAUAAACUGAUUUGGAAACCAACCCCAUUGGGAGUUUUCACAAUCAAGUCAGCGUAUGAGGCAUUGCGGAGGAAGCAAGUUGAGAACCCUAGCCUGCGGAAUAUAUGGCACAAAUUCAUUCCCUUGCGCAUCUCCUUCUUCACGUGGAAGUUUGGUAAUUCACUUGUUCCUUUUACAGAGAAUUUAUGUAGAAUGGGAAUAUAUUUGCAACCUUCAAUUUGCAGGAAGUGUAAGUCUUCCUCUAACUCCAUGAGGCAUCAAUUCCUUGAGUGUGCAUUUACGCGCCAGGUCUGGAAUUUUUUUGCUGAUCUUUUUGGUCAGGUUGCGCAUGGUGAAGGUCUUGGAGAAUACUUGAAUUCAUGGUGGCUAUCAGGAAAUUUUAAAAUGGCUAUUGGGGUCAUAAAGAAGGUUUUGUCGUCCUUUGUAGUAUGGGAAUUGUGGAAGGCGCAAAACAAGUUCUUUUUUGAAAAUGUUGACUCUACUUUUUCAAGCAUCAUUAAAGCUGUCAAAGAGCAUCUUCAUGGAAUGAUGCUAGUUCAUAUGCUCAAGGCUCGAAAUGUUGUAGAGAGGGAGUCGCUUCAGCAGAUCUUUCCAAAUACAUCUUUCGGUCUUAAACAGAAGAAGGUGCGCAAAGUUUCUUGGCAACAACAGCGUAAGUAUGUGCUGAACACUGAUGGAUCUUCCAACUCCCAUGCUGCUGGUUACGACUUUGUGGUCAGAGGAGAGAAGGGGAUCUUUCUUUAUGGGGAAGCUGGAUUUUUGGGAAGCGGAGAUAGUCUUCAAGUAGAGGUUUAUGGCCUACCAUUUGGAGUUCGGAAGUGUGAGCAUCUUGAUCUAUUCCAGGUGGAAAUUCAAAUGGAUAACCAAUUUCUGGCAAACAUUCUUGCCUCUGGAGGUCCUUAUCCGUGGAGAUUCUACUUUGAGUUGGAAGAGAUUCUUGCAAUUCUUGAGAGACGGGGUUACUCUAUACACCACAUUUACAGAGAAACGAAUGCAGUAGCAGAUAGUUUAGCUAGAUGUGCUUUAGAUGAACUUUCAGAGGAAUUUUUAUCCUUAGGAGACCUUCCGAGUUUCACUAGGGGUCUCAUUAUUCUAGAUCAACAAUCUAUGCCGUAUGUGAGAGUGCGGUAA
Messenger RNA from Oldenlandia corymbosa var. corymbosa, 1902 nucleotides. The record is from the annotation of a GenBank genome assembly. Lineage: Eukaryota; Viridiplantae; Streptophyta; Magnoliopsida; Gentianales; Rubiaceae.